CGCUGAGCGGAGGCGGCGGGGAAGGAGCUUGACAGCCCGCCAUGGCCGACCAACGGGGCUCCUGCGGCGGCCUGACCGGGCUGCAGAAGAUCGCGUUGGGCCUCGGGAUCCCAGCCAGCGCUGCCAUCCUCUACAUCUUGUACUGCCGGUACCGGGAGGAGCAAGAAGAGCGGGUGCCCUUCGUGGGGGAGGAGGAGAUUGAAGCAGAGCUGAAGGUGCCAAAGGAGGCUGUGAAGAUCCUCAUCGGGCGGCACGGGGCCAAGGUGAAGCAGCUGCAGAAGGACACCCGUGCCCGCAUCGACGUCAACCUGGAGGACUCCAGUGAGGAGCGGCUGAUCCGGAUCUGCGGCUUACCCGUCCAGGUGUGCAAGGCCAAAGCCGCCAUCCACCAAAUCUUGGCGGACAGCUUGCCCGUGACAGAGAAGAUCUACGUGCCGCACCAGGUGGUCGGGCGCAUCAUCGGUAGGGGUGGGGAGACGGUGAAAGCCAUGUGCCGGAGCACCGGGGCCAAGAUCCACUGUGAACGGGAAGGGGAGGGGGCUCUUUCGCUCACCCGCCUGAUCACCCUCUCUGGGACUCGCAAAGAGGUCCAGGCUGCCAUGGAACUGAUCAGAGAGAAGCUUUCGGAGGACGAAGCUUUCCGUAAGAAGCUGUCUCAGUCGGUGUUGGUGCGUUCUCAGCGGAAGCAGGCUCUGGGCACCCGGAGGGAAGCAGCGGCUGGCGAUCAGGGGAAUCUGCCUUACCUGGACACAGAGCCUGUCUGUUGGACGCCGGAUCCUGGGCACCGCCGAGGCUCUGGAGAUGGGCACCCAAAUUAUCCCGCGGGGGAUCCCCAGGACGCUUCUGGGCCAAGUUCUGCUUUCGAAGUCCCCAGCCCGGAUUUCAGCAUCCACGCCAACGAGCACCUCGAGGUCUACGUCUCGGCCACCGAGAACCCCAGCCACUUUUGGAUCCAAAUCAUCGGCUCGCGGGCCCUCCAGCUUGACAAGCUCACUCGGGAGAUGACGCAGUACUACGAGAGUGGCGAUGGCGGCAUGCCGGAAGCCCAGAGCGUGCACGUGGGGGACAUUGUGGCGGCCUUCUAUCCGGAUGAUUGCUCCUGGUACAGAGCCCGGGUCCUCGGCACCUUGGACGAUGGGAACCUGGACCUUUAUUUCGUGGAUUUUGGUGACAACGGAGAGGCGCCUUUGGAGAAGCUGCGGCUGUUGAGGACCGACUUCCUUGGUCUUCCGUUCCAGGCCAUUGAGUGUGGUCUGGCCAGCGUAGCUCCUGCUGGGGAACGCUGGGAAGAAGCUGCCGUGGAUGAAUUUGACCGCCUCACCCAGUGCGCCAAGUGGAAGCCGCUGAUUGCCAAGGUCUCCAGCUACGUGCCUUCCGGAAGUAGCAUGUGGCCGCGCAUCCGCUUGUACAGCCCCACCGACGGGCAGAACGUCGACGUGGGAGAGGAACUGAUACGGUUGGGCUACGCGGUGCGGCGGUCGCAGGAAGAAGACGGUGCCCCCUGUCCGUUCGACGAAGGGGAAGCCUUGAGCGAGCCCCUCGGGACCCUGGGAAAGCCACCUGGGACAUCCUUGGAGAACCUUCUCUCGGAUAUGCAACAGAGCCCCGAUGAGAGACUGCUCAGCCCGUCCUGCCCCAGCCUUUCAGAGGUAGCCUCCAUGUCAGAAGGGGGGGACCUGUUCCUGUUGGAGGAGAACUCGUUGACGCCAUGAGCCUCAGAGAUCCCGAGAUCCCAGGAAGGCCGAUCCUCCGCCUGGAACGGAACAGAGGGAGCCUUGUUUCUUUGAGGGGGCACGGGAAGAUCCCACCGCCGGAGGGACCAUUUUGGCAUCCUGUGGGGGACGUGCGGCCACCAGUAGUCUCUUGGCACCCCAAGAGGGAGCUUUAUUAGCACUGUUCAGAUGCAUUUGGAUGGCUAGUCGGGGAUUGAUCUGAGCUGGUUUUGACCAAAUACGAGCCGCCCGCAUCUAAGUUUUCUCUGGGCCAGGCUGGGAAGUUCCAAGGGAGAGGACUGGAUGGCUGUUUCUCCCCCAGAACAUGACUGUUCAUGUUCAAGUUGGGCUGUUAGACCCUGAAUCCACCCUUUCUUUCUGACCCGAAACACAUUUUUGGUCCCCCACCUGUCUGGAAAGGGGUGGGGCAGCCUGCUUCAUCUUUGGCCUAAGCCCCAACGCCUUGUACCCCAUGGCGUUGGUCUAAAGUUGUCAAACGGGUUGUCUGAAAGGACAGGGGGACGCGGGAGAGUUCGUUUUGCAAGAGUUGAGUUUUGUUUCGAGCCUGCUGGGGUGGGACAGCUACACGGAGAGGUGGGACGUGAAUGGCGGUGGUGAGGUACCUGUGGCAAACUUCCAGUGAAGCUUUUUCGUUUUUAUUUUUGUCUGAAAUAAAAGCUGGCAUUUGGCAUUUCC
This is a messenger RNA of Python bivittatus (Burmese python), 2408 nucleotides long. RefSeq names its product tudor and KH domain containing (gene TDRKH). Gene Ontology annotation, molecular function: RNA binding. NCBI's taxonomy places the organism in Eukaryota, Metazoa, Chordata, Lepidosauria, Squamata, Pythonidae. The record is from RefSeq and is a predicted model, not a curated record. Gene Ontology annotation, cellular component: P granule. Gene Ontology annotation, biological process: piRNA processing; P granule organization; spermatogenesis.